AGGUUUCUCAAUGAAGUUCCUAAUCUCAGCGUUUCUCCUAUUGACAGACACUUUUGUAAGGCCAGCCGACAGCGACCACUUCGUCAGAUGCUACAAAUUCAAUAUCAUAUCUUUGCCAUUUCACCAGGCCAAGCAGAUAUGCGCCGAUUUUGGUGGACAUCUUGUCUCCCUACGGGGAGAACUUGAAGAAGCUAUGUUUGACGAGAUGGCGCAUCAGCACCGCAUUUGCCCUUCAUACUUUCUUGGUGAUGAAGUGCACGGAAGAGCAUGGAUCAAUACCAGAAGCAAAGCGAGGGGGCAACUCAAACGCAAUGAAACAUGCGCGACGGCAAGCUCGGUUGAUGGGGUGUGGAACUCGGUGGCAUGUUCGGACCCAUUUUCGUAUGUUUGCGCAACUGCCACUUCACCGUCAAAUGACCAUCGUCCCUGUCCCAGAUGUCCACCCAUAAAAGCAUGUUCCGGGCAUUGCGAAAACGGCUGGACUUAUUUCAACAAAACUGACGCCUGCUAA
Messenger RNA from Cylicocyclus nassatus, 511 nucleotides. Lineage: Eukaryota; Metazoa; Nematoda; Chromadorea; Rhabditida; Strongylidae. The record is from the annotation of a GenBank genome assembly.